AUGGCGGUGCCCCGUCUUCUUCUCCACCUCGUCUACCCGACCUCGUCGUCACUCCUCCUCGCCAACUGCAAGCCGUCGCCCCUACCUGUCCUCAACAUCGGCUGUUACAGCAGAACGAUCAGCACCGCCGCUUCGCAGCGCGACCCCCCGUCGGCGGCCGCCGUCGAUGACUUCUGGCGGUGGCUUUGUGAGCAGGGAGCGGUCGCCGACUCUUCCGCCGCUAUCGUUAAGCCGGGUUUCGUGCCGGAGUAUCACGAACGGUCGUCGUGCACCCGCAACAACUCCGUUCAACGAACCAUUCGUCGCUCACACCUGCAUGAGGGCCUGGGCCUCGUGGCCCAGAGGGACCUCCCCCGCAAGGAGGUGGUGGUGGAGGUCCCCAAAAGGCUCUGGAUCGACUCCGACACGGUGGUCGCCUCCGAGAUCGGGAGGCUGUGCGCCGGUCUCAAGCCCUGGGUCUCCAUCGCCCUCUUCCUCCUGCGGGAGAGGGCCCUGGGCACGGCCUCUCCCUGGCACCCCUAUCUCGGCAUUCUUCCGCCAACACCCAAUUCCACUAUCUUCUGGUCAGAAGAGGAGCUUUCUGAAAUAGAAGGAACUCAGUUAUUGAGCACGGCAAUGGGUGCUAAAGAGUAUGUGGAAAGUGAAUUUGUCAAAGCAGAAGCGGAAGUGAUACUUCCAAACAAACAUCUCUUUCCUUCAGCUAUAACAUUGCUUGAUUUUCUGUGGGCUUUCGGAAUUCUCAGAUCAAGGGCCUUUUCACGUGGUCGUGGUGAAAAUCUUGCUCUUGUUCUAUUGGUUGAUCUUAUUAACCACAGUUCCAGUAUCACUCAAGAGGAUUCUUCUUGGGAAAUUAAAGGAAAGGGCAUCUUUUCUAGGGAACUGAUAUUCUCUUUACGAACACCAGUCCAUGUGAAAUCUGGUGAGCAGGUGUAUAUCCAGUACAACAUCGCGAAGAGUAAUGCCGACUUGGCGCUUGAUUAUGGCUUUGUUGAACAGAGGCCAGAUCGGGAUGCAUAUACUUUUACACUAGAGAUUAGUGAAUCUGAUCCAUUUUAUGGAGACAAACUAGACAUUGCAGAGUCAAAUGGUUUAGAUGAAACUGCAUACUUUGAUAUAGCUCUAGGGUGCCCUCUAACCCCAUUGAUGCUUCCAUAUUUGCAGUUGGUAGCUCUUGGAGGAGCAGAUACUUUUCUCUUAGAAUCGGUUUUCAGAAACACAAUUUGGGGUCAUCUGGAAUUGCCGGUGAGUCGUGCCAAUGAGGAAGCCAUUUGCCAUGUUGUCAGACAGGCCUGCAAAUCUGCUCUCUCUGUCUACCACACUACCGUAGAAGAGGAUGAAAAACUUAUGGAAGGGGAUAAUUUGGAUGAAAGAUUUAGAAUCGCAGUUUGUGUAAGAGCUGGCGAGAAGAAAGUUCUCCAGCAGAUUGAUGGUGCUUUCCGAGAGAGAGAGUCCGAGUUGGAUAUUUUGGAGUAUUAUCACGAGAGGAGGCUCAAGGAUCUGGGACUGCUGGGACUGGUUGGGCAACAAGGUGAAAUCAUCUUCUGGGAAUCUAAAUAGAACACCUGCACGCACCUUCUCUCCCAAUAUAUGAUUUCACAUGUUGUACAUGGAGACCACAGUGAACAGUUGCACGCAGGUAAUUGAGAUAAUAAUGCAUUUGACACCAGAAUGCAGUUUAUCA
Messenger RNA from Musa acuminata AAA Group (dessert banana), 1681 nucleotides. Its product is annotated as fructose-bisphosphate aldolase-lysine N-methyltransferase, chloroplastic. The record is from RefSeq and is a predicted model, not a curated record. Lineage: Eukaryota; Viridiplantae; Streptophyta; Magnoliopsida; Zingiberales; Musaceae. Gene Ontology annotation, biological process: peptidyl-lysine monomethylation. Gene Ontology annotation, cellular component: chloroplast. Gene Ontology annotation, molecular function: protein binding; protein-lysine N-methyltransferase activity; [ribulose-bisphosphate carboxylase]-lysine N-methyltransferase activity.